UACUUCACAUCAAAAAGAAAUCUGCACAAUGGCGUGGCUUUAUCCCUCGCUCAGAAUGUUGACCCUUUCGAUAUUCUCGCUCAUCGUCAGGGUCAAGAUUGUUUGCAUCUUCAAGACAAUCAGGUAGGAUACUAUGAGCAACGGAUUGAUCAAGGAAUCACAAAGAUUUUUCGAGUAAAUCCAUCAUCGAUAAGGCUUGGACAUCUUGUCGAACUGCAGGUGUCAUUCUGGGUGAUACACAGUGGAAAAGAUACACUGAGGCUGAUAAACAAGCUGUUAUCAUUUUGCAUAAUAGAU
This is a messenger RNA of Laetiporus sulphureus 93-53, 297 nucleotides long. RefSeq lists its product as uncharacterized. The record is from RefSeq and is a predicted model, not a curated record. The transcript is spliced from 2 exons. NCBI's taxonomy places the organism in Eukaryota, Fungi, Basidiomycota, Agaricomycetes, Polyporales, Laetiporaceae. The annotation marks the transcript as partial.